Messenger RNA from Manduca sexta (tobacco hornworm), 1020 nucleotides. RefSeq names its product probable pterin-4-alpha-carbinolamine dehydratase (gene Pcd). Gene Ontology annotation, molecular function: 4-alpha-hydroxytetrahydrobiopterin dehydratase activity. The record is from RefSeq and is a predicted model, not a curated record. The coding region runs from base 354 to 803 and encodes 149 amino acids. Gene Ontology annotation, biological process: tetrahydrobiopterin biosynthetic process. The transcript has 3 exons. Lineage: Eukaryota; Metazoa; Arthropoda; Insecta; Lepidoptera; Sphingidae.
UCUUUUGACAGAUUGACAGGAUUUAGGUACUUGUGAUGAAAAAUCUAGUUUAUUGGUCUCUGAUGAAAAAUAAGAAGGAAUUGGUUAUUGGGAAGGAUAACUCAUCAUAUCAUAAUACUAUCAUCUAUGCCGGUCAUCUGCGUUUUGAGUGGCAUUCAAUUUACAGAUUUCUCAGACCUCAGUUGUAUUAGCAAAAUAAGUAUUUCAUUAAUUAGAACUUACAAAAUAUAUAUAUUGAAUUUGUCAGCUAGUCUAGAUUUUCAAUUAUGAACAAUUAAUUUUUAAAUUUAAAAAUACGUAGACCAUUUUUUUAGAUUGCGUAAAUAAGUAAAAAAAUUGUCAGUUACAAUAUAAUGGCUGCAUGCAAAGUCCUGUGUGCGCGGUUCGUAGCGAUACACUUUCACCCCGCGGGGCCGGUUCGCCGCGCACAAGUUACGAUCAAUGGCCGUCAAGUCACCGCCCGUAACGCAAGUGUGUCCUCAACAACGUCUAUAAGGAAAAUGGCUGAUAAAUUAACGCAAGAAGAUCGUGACACUCAGCUUCAGCCUCUUCUUAAAAGUGGAUGGAAAGUGCAAAGCAAUAGAGAUGCAAUCGAAAAGGAGUUUAAGUUCAAGAAUUUCAAUGAAGCAUUUGGUUUUAUGACUAGAGUGGCUUUGUUAGCUGAAAAAAUGGAUCAUCAUCCUGAGUGGUUCAAUGUUUAUAAUAAACUCCAGGUAACACUAUCAUCUCAUGAUGUGGAGGGUUUAAGCAAAAGAGAUAUCAAAAUGGCUACAUUUAUGGAUAAUAAUUAUCAAUGUGCAUAAUACAAAUAGGUAUUUUAAGAAAACAAUAUUAUGUUCUAUCAUGUAUUUUAUUGCUUGAAAUGUAUAAUAUUUUAUUAUAUGUACAGAUGUAGCACUGACAAAGUAUCUUUGUUUUUUUUUAAUUAUUGCUAUAAGAUAAGCAAGUAAAAAUUCUAUUAUCAGUACGUAAACAAUUAAUGUGAAGUUUAUUAAUUAAAGCAAUAAAAAAUUCAACAAA